AUGAUCCACUUCGCGGGCCUGAAAGAGCAACGGAGCAAGUGGGAGAUGCGACCGACUCCCGAAUCCAACGAGCUGCCUUUGCCAUAUAUUGAGCUUUUAUACUCAAUCUUGCUCCUACUUCCUCAUUCUACCCAUCAAACACAACAACAACAACAACAACAACAACAACAACAACAACAACAACAACAACAACAACAACAACAACAACAACAACAACAACAACAACAACAACAACAACAACAACAACAACAACAACAACAACAACAACAACAACAACAACAACAACCGCCGCCAAAAUAUCUUCAGCCUUCCAAUUUAAGCAAUUAUAUGUAG
Molecule: messenger RNA, 333 nt
Organism: Neurospora crassa OR74A
Lineage: Eukaryota; Fungi; Ascomycota; Sordariomycetes; Sordariales; Sordariaceae
Exons: 2
Coding region: 1-333 (110 amino acids)
Source: RefSeq, a predicted model, not a curated record